GCAGCUGCUCAGCCCCGCCGGCUAUAAAUACUUCCCCUCCUCCGCCCGGAUCGGCUGUCGGUGCUGCUGACGUCCCAAGGAGCCUCGGCAUGGCGGGCCCGCAGCCCCUCGCCCUCCUCCUGGGCCUCGCGAUGGUGACAUUGUGCCAUGGUGGCUGCGUGGAAGUAGAGUCAGAAACCGAGGCCGUGGCUGGUGAAACUUUCAGGAUUCGGUGCAUCUCAUGUAAGAAGCGCAGUGAGACAGAAGCCGAGGCCUUCACCGACUGGUACUUCAAGCAACAGGGGAUGGAAGAGUUUGACCAUAUCCUCCACUACGAUGUUGAGACUAAACUCAGAAUAUUGGACCCUCGCUUUGAAGACCUGGUUGCCUGGGAAGGCACUAAACACACUGCAGAUUUGCAGGAGCUUUCCAUUUUGCUGCUUAAUGUGACCUUUGACCAGGAGGGAGAUUAUAUCUGCAGUGUCAACCGCACACUCCUUUUUGCAAAUGACCAUACACACAAUGUCAUGGUCAACAAGACCGUCCACAUUGACGUGGUAGAGAAAGCAAACCGGGACAUGGCAUCCAUUGUGUCUGAGAUCAUGAUGUACGUUCUUAUUGUCGUCCUGACUAUUUGGCUGGUGGCGGAGAUGGUAUACUGCUACAAGAAGAUUGCUGCGGCAACAGAGGCAGCAGCACAAGAGAAUGCCUCCGAGUACUUGGCCAUCACAUCAGAAAGUAAAGAAAACUGCACAGGGGUGCAAGUAGCUGAAUAGUCCAUGCAGGGCUGUCGGCAGGCACAGAGAUUCCUGGUUGACAGGGAUGAGGCUUUGAGAAGGAGCGGAGGAGAGGGAGCGUGUGACUCAGCAGAGGCCUCGGCAGCCCCUGAGAAGAGCUGAACUGGAGCCAAACAGUCCCUCCCCCCACUGCACGGCCUUUCUUUUCCUUAUCAAAGCAUGCUAUUUUUAAUAACAGAGCUCUAUAUUCGACCCAGCCACCCAGAGACAGACACCUGUCUUCCGAAAGGAGAAGGUGGUUUGUCCUGGCAGGCCCCUUGCUCUCCUUUGCACCUUUCUCCGGGGAGCAAGAGUCGCUCCUGCCACAAUGCAUGAUGGGGAAGUGUGGCAUGGUGGCUUUCUGAUGCGCUGCAAAAGCUUGGGGGUCUUUCCCCCACCCCACCCUUGGGGUCCCCACAUGCCAGCCUGAGACCUCUUUAAUUUACAGGCACCUGCACUUGCGCUUUCUGAUUUUUUGUACGUUUCUUGCGCUUCGAGUUGUUUUUUGGUUACUUCGCUACCAGCACUUUCUAUGGGUCUGAGGAGAGGAGGCCCCGAUCUGUCCCUUCUUUCUCCCCUACAUGCCAUGUCCUUCCAGUGGUAGACUGAAGCAGAGAUGGUUGUCACCUAGUUGUUCCUAAGGCCUGAGCACCAGAAGGAGACAUUGAGAUGCAGAUUCUGUGUCGCCAUGUAGGAACGCCUUUGAUGGAAGAAAUAUUUAGCACUGACAUAGAUAUGAACUGUGAUCUUCCUGAGAAACUGUCCCAGGAAGUUUUUCCUCAAGGCUGUCAACCCAAUGGAAGAUUUGCUCAAUGCCACUGGUGAAAGGAAGACACUGCAAAAUAUAUGCAUCUGAUUGGAAGGGAGCCGGCGCUUGGAUCCAGAUGUUGCUCCUUUCACUCCGUGCCCCUGACGUUCAUGAUUCUUCUGCCCUCGAUAGCAUCGUGUCAGAAUUUGCUUCUGAUUUUGGCCCUGGGUUUCGGUUCAGCCUCAUUUCAAGCUUGUCCCUUCCUCUCAGAUUUCCUUUCUGGAUCCAGCACCACCUCAUCAGGCCAUUUGGGCUCUUUGGAGAAUACUGUGCCAUCCCCUCUCCUCAGACCUCCGGGGCUGGUCUCCUAGGGACCAGCUGCCAACACAAUAGACUAGGGUUUGUUCAUAAAUAAAGAUGAUUGAAUUUCA
Molecule: messenger RNA, 1934 nt
Organism: Anolis carolinensis (green anole)
Lineage: Eukaryota; Metazoa; Chordata; Lepidosauria; Squamata; Anolidae
Gene: scn1b
Product: sodium voltage-gated channel beta subunit 1
Exons: 6
Coding region: 90-755 (221 amino acids)
Biological process (GO): cardiac muscle cell action potential involved in contraction; regulation of sodium ion transmembrane transporter activity; regulation of heart rate by cardiac conduction
Cellular component (GO): voltage-gated sodium channel complex
Molecular function (GO): sodium channel inhibitor activity; transmembrane transporter binding
Source: RefSeq, a predicted model, not a curated record